This is a messenger RNA of Nilaparvata lugens (brown planthopper), 1352 nucleotides long. RefSeq names its product glyoxal reductase. The coding region runs from base 139 to 1065 and encodes 308 amino acids. The record is from RefSeq and is a predicted model, not a curated record. The transcript is spliced from 7 exons. Lineage: Eukaryota; Metazoa; Arthropoda; Insecta; Hemiptera; Delphacidae. Gene Ontology annotation, molecular function: oxidoreductase activity.
AAACAGCUGUUUCAAGUUUACAGACGAUUGUACAUUUGAGGUUAAACUUCACUUUCACUUGAAAAAUAUUGACAAAUUGAAGUUGACUGACAUAUUUAUAUAAAAUCAGGUAAACUUCAUAAUAAGUUCUAUAGUGUAAUGGAAUCAUAUUCAGGAGUAAAGUUGGUUUUAAAAGAGUCUGGAAGUAAUAUUUUAAAGAAGUAUGUCACUCUGAACUCUGGAAACUUGAUGCCAGUUAUUGGAUUUGGCACAUUCAGAAUUCGUGGUUACAGCACUAUUCUGGCGACAUUAGACUACGCAUUACAAGCUGGAUAUAGGUCAUUCGAUACGGCUGCUGUUUAUGGCAAUGAAAAGGACAUUGGAAUAGCAUUGAAGAAACUUCUUCCUAAAUACAACUUAAAAAGAGAGGAUAUAUUUCUGACUACGAAACUAUCACCAGCUGAUCAAGGAGAGAACGCAGAUUCCGCUGUACGAGAAUCACUGAAAAAUCUGGACACUCCUUACCUGGACUUGUAUCUCAUCCACUGGCCGGGAGUCUCUGGGAUAUCGGUUGAUAAUCCUUCAACUCCUAAACUUCGCCAAGGGUCUUGGAAUGUUCUUGAAAAAUUGCAUGACAAUGGAAAGGGAGUACUGAAAGCUAUUGGAGUCUCAAACUACACUGCAAAACACCUCACGGAACUUUUGGAAAACUCUAAUGUGCCUCCAGCUGUCAACCAAGUAGAGUUCCACCCUCAGUACAGACAGCCGGAUGAACUGUACAAGGUCUGCGCAAAUUCGAACAUUCUGCUGCAGGCCUACUCUUCAUUGGGCAGCUCGACUCCGAACAGUCUCAUCAAUCACAGCACAGUCACCAGUCUGGCCAGCAAGUACAAAGUGUCCGCUGCCCGACUUCUGCUGCGUUUUGGACUCCAGUGUGGAUACGGUAUUAUACCGAAGUCCGUCACCGAAGAAAGGAUAAUUGAAAAUUCCAAGCUUGACUUUGUCAUUGAUGAAUCAGACAUGGACAAGUUAUUGAAUAUAGAGGAACAGAGGAAAGUCGCUUGGGAACCCAGUGUUGUAGUUUAACUAAUAUUAUAAAUCAACGCAAGCUUUGCACUUUAUAGGUAUGUAAAAUUAAUUAUACAAAUUAAGGAUAAACAUUAAUGAUACUUAAGGAAUAUUUUUAGAAAUGGUGAAUCGAAAUUUUCAUAUUUCAAGAAUUCAUUUAGCCAUGUUAGUGCCGUAUUGAUCUGAUGUUGAGUGGAGUAAACCACUGUACGACUGUACCUGCUUUGUUGUAUUUAUGUUUAUCUUUAUUGUUCCAUAGAGGAAGCUGACACUAUUCCUGUAUGCUUAUUUUAUUAUUGUACUGA